Molecule: messenger RNA, 2117 nt
Organism: Vespula pensylvanica (western yellowjacket)
Lineage: Eukaryota; Metazoa; Arthropoda; Insecta; Hymenoptera; Vespidae
Product: phospholipase A2 inhibitor
Exons: 5
Coding region: 805-1989 (394 amino acids)
Cellular component (GO): membrane
Molecular function (GO): protein binding
Source: RefSeq, a predicted model, not a curated record
CGUCCGCUUUUAGACACUUACGCGUUCGCUGUUUAUGCAUUACGACCAAGUGAUUAGAAGUAGUUGGAGCGAUAAAGAAACUUAAAAAAAAAAAUAAAUAAAUAAGUGGAAAACGUUGAAAUAGUUCGACGAUUACAAUAUAGUCAAACGGUUUUCACAAGCAAAAGAGUUGGAUUCCAACGAGCCAAGAUAUAUUUUCUCCGUUUCCUGUAGAACGAAAAAUAGAAGAUAAAUAAGUCAUGGAAGUGAGCAAGAUAAAAAGUCCCCUUUAUAGUCGGUAGGUGUUUGGUGACCGUGGUAAGUGGGGGUAAGCGGAAAGGUGGGCGGCCAGUGGGCCCACAGGUGCGGUCGGACCCAAGUGCGGCUCGACGAUGCUACGUGCCGUGUCUCGUGCUUCUCUUGACCAAAGUUUCACUACGCUUUCCUCGCGCUUCCAUCUUACGUAUCGUUUUUAGUCGACCUAGAUAUACACCAGGCCGUUUCUUUUUUUCUCUUGGUUUUUUCUUUCUUUCUUUCUUUUUUUUUCUCUUUGUCAUCCAGUUCCACGAAGACUUUCUUUGACGGUACCAUUCUAGAAGGAAAGAAAGAGGGACGUUCCUAUCUCAGCAUCGGGUAAACAAGAAAUGUGAUAAGGAUGCACUGCAAAGAAGUGUUAAGAUUCGCGCUUUGAUCUAAGAUUAUUCUUGAAAAUAAUGAAGACGUUCGAACGAUUUUAAAAAAUCAGUGAUCAGCGAUCAGAGAACGGAACGGUUUCGAUCGCCCUUUAUCGAAAAUAGUUCCAUCAGUUACGUGACAUGCAUCACGAUGGAUACCUCGUACGUAGCAGUUGUUAUUUUACUGUCGACGACGAUCAUAGCUUGGGCAGAAAUCGACUGUAACGAUCCUAACUGGCACAAUCUUGAGACUAACGAAAGUUCGAUACAUAAUUGCGGAGAUGCUUUUAAAAAUCGUUGUCAUUGUUUAAGGACAUGUUACGACGGUCAUCACCAAUACGUCGUGAAUUGUACGAAUUCAGAAUUUUACGAUACCACGCCACUGGAACAUCUUCCUAAUGCGACUCAGGUAUUAAUAUUCACGGGUAAUAAUCUCAAAGAAUUACCAUGGAACGUAUUCGGCACGUUGGACAGAUUGCCAUAUUUGCGAGUGAUCGAUAUGUCUAAUAAUAAAAUUCGGGAAAUUCGUGGAAAAGCUUAUCACCAUGUUAAACAAGUGGAACGCCUUAUUCUUGAUUUUAACGAGCUUUCACUCGACCCUAGUAGAAGUCAUCCUAGAGUGUUCUCCAACUUCGUAUCUCUUUUAGAGUUGCAUUUAACAGACGCUUUCGAGGAUGGUCAACCGAAAGAUCUAGCGGCCACUCUUCACGAUAUAUUCGUUAAUAGCAAUCUCACUCAACUCAUGAAAUUGCAUUUGGAGCAAAAUGAGAUAUCAGAGUUCAGAGAUGCAAACGUUUUCUGUGAUCUACCGAAUCUUUUGGAUUUACAUUUAGGAGACAAUGCUUUGAUGGGACUGCAUUUCAAUCUAUCCUGCCUUCAUAAGUUACGUUUUUUGGAUCUUCAGCGGAAUAAAUUUACGACCGUCUUAGAUUAUGAUAUUCGUGUUAUGGAAUCGCUCGUUAAACAGAAUCAGUCUUUCACUGUGGAUUUCUCAAAAAAUCCAUUUGUGUGUUCCUGUAAACUUAAUCCCUUUAUUAAAUGGAUGAACAAAACCAAAGCUUUCAUAAGAAAUAAGAGCAGCUUACAAUGUUUAGAAGAUGGAGUGCUACAGAAAAUUCAUGAAACUGAUAAUUGUUCUCUAAGAUUAAGAAUGUCUAAAAAAGGAACUACAGUGGCACUUUAUUUCUUAUCAUUUCUGCUCGUUGUUUUAGUAUGUGCUCUCAUUUAUCUACAACGUAUAAAACUCCAGAAAAAAUUUGAGCCAAUUUUAAAUUCUGUUAAUAAAAGAGUUCGGUACACUACUAUAGCUACUGGAGAAACCCGUGAGGAUGUAUAAGAUUAUGUAGUAAAUCGAAGGUUUACUAUAAGUUUCUUAUAAUAUACUAUUACCAAUAACUUAAUGAACAUUCAUUAUUAUAAUUACUAUAAAAUAAUGAAAUAAAUUGUUGUCUUUGUUUAAAACUU